AAUGUUUUAUUGAUCUAGGUACUCUGGCACUGAAAGCGUGAACAACCUAAGGUAACGAUGUCGUCACCAAGGGACGACCAGAGAGCCCAAAUCCCUUGACUCCCAGGCUGAUGUUUUCCACUAAUAGUGUUCCUUUCUACUCAUCUGCGCGCUUCAAGUGUAAAAGACCGGAGAAGGCAGAAGACCCUAGUAUGAGCCAAAUUUGCGAGACGCGGAUGCUCUGAAGAUCCUCAGAAAUCGCCGUGGUGGACUCUUUUGUUUUGGCUGAGCAAGAUGAAAGCAGCAACCACAGACCCCAGGGACCAAGAACUGGAACUAGACAAUGAGUUACAAGGCACUAAUAGUUCUGGAUCCUUGGGUGGUCUUGAUGUUCGCAGAAGAAUUCCUAUAAAACUCAUCUCCAAACAAGCGAACAAAGUUAAGCCUGCACCUCGAAUCCAAAGGACUAUUAGCAGGAUGCCUGCAAAGGCCCCACCAGGUGAUGAAGGAUUCGAUUAUAAUGAAGAGCAGCGGUAUGACUGUAAAGGGGGCGAGCUCUUUGCAAAUCAGCGAAGAUUUCCAGGACACCUUUUUUGGGAUUUUAAGAUAAACAUCUUAGGUGAAAAGGAUGAUACACCAGUUCAUUUCUGUGACAAAUGUGGAUUGCCUAUUAAAGUCUAUGGGAGAAUGAUUCCAUGCAAGCAUGUUUUUUGCUAUGACUGUGCUAUUUUACAUGAAAAAAAAGGAGAUAAGAUGUGCCCAGGCUGUAGUGAUCCUGUGCAGCGGAUUGAGCAGUGCACACGAGGUUCUCUCUUCAUGUGCAGCAUUGUGCAAGGUUGCAAGAGAACCUACCUGUCUCAGAGAGACCUGCAAGCUCAUAUCAACCAUCGCCAUAUGAGAGCUGGGAAGCCUGUCACCCGACCUUCACUUGAGAAUGUUCAUCCUCCUCCUAUUGCCCCCCCACCAGCUGAGAUCCCCGAUCGUUUCAUAAUGCCACCAGACAAGCACCAUAUGAGCCAUAUGCCUCCAAAGCAGCACAUCAUGAUGCCACCACCUCCUUUGCAACAUGUGCCACAUGAGCACUAUAAUCAGCCACAUGAGGAUAUCCGUGCUCCUCCAGCAGAAUUAUCCAUGGCUCCACCUCCUCCUCGUUCGGUCAGUCAGGAAACCUUUCGUAUUUCAACAAGAAAACACAGCAAUUUAAUAACUGUCCCUAUUCAGGAUGACUCAAGCUCAGGUGCUAGAGAGCCACCACCUCCUGCCCCAGCACCUGCUCACCACCAUCCUGAGUAUCAGGGUCAGCCAGUGGUGUCGCACCCUCACCAUAUUAUGCCUCCACAGCAACAUUAUGCACCACCCCCACCUCCGCCACCACCAAUAAGCCAUCCAAUGCCACAUCCUCCCCAGGCUGCAGGUACUCCUCACUUGGUAUAUAGCCAAGCCCCACCUCCACCAAUGACCUCUGCUCCACCACCAAUAACCCCUCCCCCUGGACAUAUCAUUGCCCAGAUGCCACCUUAUAUGAAUCAUCCUCCUCCAGGACCCCCCCCACCUCAGCAUGGUGGUCCACCUGUAACUGCACCCCCUCCUCACCAUUACAAUCCUAACUCUUUACCCCAGUUUACAGAAGAUCAAGGAACUUUGAGCCCUCCAUUUACACAACCAGGAGGAAUGAGUCCUGGUCUGUGGCCUGCACCAAGAGGCCCACCACCACCUCCACGAAUGCAGGGCCCGCCUUCUCAGACCCCACUACCUGGACCACAUCAUCCAGAUCAAACAAGAUACAGACCGUAUUACCAGUGAUAAUAGUGCUUUGAACUGAAGAUAUGACAAGGAAAAAAGAUUAAAUUAGUUAAUCAAGCUUUGGGGAAGGAGAAAAUAACCUCUUUUUGAGGUGGCUAUAAAACAGUCUUGUCUCUCAAAAUGGUUCUGAAUCUUGACCUUAGGAUUGCUUUCAAGUACUAUACUGUAGUGCAGAUAAGUGGCCCGGUUGAGCACAACUAUAUCUUAACAACUGUUACUUUGGCGUGGUAAAUUGACCCAGAAGUGACUAUUUGUAAAAAAAAAAAAAAAAAGAAAAAAAAAAAGA
Messenger RNA from Acomys russatus (golden spiny mouse), 2068 nucleotides. It is a transcript of the gene Cbll1, whose product is annotated as Cbl proto-oncogene like 1. Lineage: Eukaryota; Metazoa; Chordata; Mammalia; Rodentia; Muridae. The transcript is spliced from 6 exons. The coding region runs from base 274 to 1782 and encodes 502 amino acids. The record is from RefSeq and is a predicted model, not a curated record. Gene Ontology annotation, biological process: regulation of cell adhesion; protein ubiquitination. Gene Ontology annotation, molecular function: ubiquitin protein ligase activity.